CAACUUUGAUUGUCAGGAGAAACUCAAUCCUUAUCUUCAAUUCGCCUCUCAUUCGGUUGCGUUGAGCCUAUUUCCGCGGACAUUUGUGCCCGCAAGCAAUCAUAUUGACUGGGGACCCCUCUACCAUUUCGGUGAUUGUGGGGUAAAGGAAUAAAAAUCACUCAACUUCCGCUGAUUCUGCCCUCCCACAUCUUCACAAUCAUCUCGUUAGUAUAUUAAGAAAGGCCAUUCGGAACAGCGGGGUUCACCUGCGGUGGCAACUUGGCACAAUGAAAGACGCAUCGUGCGAUAACGGAUCUCCAGCACCGUUGCUGACGGCGGUCUAUGCUGAAUCUCAAGUCCAUUUGAUUGUCGGUGGAAAUCCUCUUGCUGCAGCCCGUUGUGCGAAAUCCAUAGAAGCCGGCGCAAAGCCGGUCAUCAUUGCGCCAGACACUGGAGACCUGCAUUUCAGCUUGUCCGAGCACAUUGAGAAUGGUUCCGUACAAUGGGUACGCAGAGAAUUCCAAGAUGAUGAUCUGAAGACUCUGGGCAGGGAAGAGGUCGACCAUGUCGUUGACACGGUUUUUAUCACCCUUGGUGGAAGUCACCCGUUGAGUACACAUAUCUCGAAGCUUUGUCGGCGGCUUAGAAUUCCUGUCAAUGUUUCUGAUGCCCCAGAGCUAUGUACUUUUAGUUUACUUUCUACGUACUCAGAUGGCCCUCUUCAUAUUGGGAUUACGACCUCAGGGCGUGGUUGCAAGCUUGCAUCUCGUUUAAGAAGAGAAAUAUCUUCUUCCCUCCCCUCCAAUCUUGGAGCUGCAAUAGACAGAUUGGGGGCCGUAAGAAGGCGCCUCUGGGCGGAGGACCAUGCAGCAGGUCUGUGCACUGCAUCCCUCGAAGGAGAUGAGGAUGAUUUCACCGGUCAAAGCCAUACGUUCAACAAGUUAGUGACAGAGGAUGACGUCUCUGCGGCAAAGACACGGCGGAUCCGCUGGCUCUCCCAGAUAUGCGAAUACUGGCCUCUUCAAAAGCUCGCUGCUAUCAGUGAUGCUGACAUCGAUGCCAUUCUUCAAGCAUACUCGUCUGGUAAAAAUAACCUGGAUAGCACCAAUGGGGUGGGCCACCUACAAAAGAAAGGGAAAAUUGUUUUGGCGGGUUCGGGCCCUGGACACCCAGACAUGCUCACGCGAGCAACCUACAAUGCGAUUCAGAAUGCAGACAUUAUCCUCGCAGAUAAACUGGUUCCAGAACCUGUCCUGAAAUUAAUUCCGCGGAGAACAGAAGUUCAUAUUGCGCGGAAGUUCCCUGGGAACGCGGAUCAGGCACAAGAGGAAUUCUUGCAAAUGGGGCUGGAUUCACUGCGUCGGGGACGGUAUGUCCUUCGGCUAAAGCAGGGAGACCCUUAUUUGUACGGAAGAGGAGGCGAGGAGUUUGAAUUCUUCCGAGGUGAAGGGUAUACUCCAAUUGUCUUGCCCGGAAUUACUAGCGCUCUGAGCGCUUCUUUGUUCGCAGAGAUACCUGCAACUCAUCGGGGCGUGUCCGACCAGGUCCUGAUUUGCACUGGUACGGGAAGAAAGGGUGCAGCUCCCGAGCCUCCUACCUACGUUCCCACUCAAACAGUCGUCUUUUUGAUGGCAUUACACCGACUAUCGGCGCUAGUGGAGUCGUUGACUACGCUACCCCAGGAAGGUUCGCGCCCACGAACCCCUUGGCCAAAGGAUACUCCGUGUGCGAUUAUUGAGCGGGCUUCCUGCGCUGAUCAGCGAGUGAUCCGUUCUACUCUCGAAAAUGUGUGCCUCGCAUUUGAAGCCGAGGGAUCACGGCCACCUGGAUUAUUAGUUGUUGGGGCCAGCUGCCACAUUUUACAUCCUCACAAGGACGAGAAGUGGACUGUUGAAGAAGGGUUCCGUGGUUUGGACGACCUACGGAAUGAAAUAGUCCCGGAGAACGACCAGAAACAUGAUUAAAAAAGGCUACGUUUCUAAUGACGUUUUAUGGCUGAUGAUGUUGCGGAGGCACUGGAGCUCUGGAGUUGUAUAUAGAGAUACCCAUAUGUACUAGAUUUCACGAGGAACGUUGCUGGUUAUUAUCGAUAA
Molecule: messenger RNA, 2075 nt
Organism: Aspergillus pseudonomiae
Lineage: Eukaryota; Fungi; Ascomycota; Eurotiomycetes; Eurotiales; Aspergillaceae
Product: putative siroheme synthase
Exons: 2
Coding region: 270-1946 (558 amino acids)
Biological process (GO): sulfate assimilation; siroheme biosynthetic process
Molecular function (GO): uroporphyrin-III C-methyltransferase activity
Source: RefSeq, a predicted model, not a curated record